This is a messenger RNA of Triplophysa dalaica, 4335 nucleotides long. RefSeq lists its product as uncharacterized. The transcript has 2 exons. Bases 1017 to 2756 code for a protein of 579 amino acids. NCBI's taxonomy places the organism in Eukaryota, Metazoa, Chordata, Actinopteri, Cypriniformes, Nemacheilidae. The record is from RefSeq and is a predicted model, not a curated record.
AUCACAAACACGUCCAACACUAAUGGUUUUAUAAAAAUAAUAAUGGUUAGAGACACACCGCUUCAAAUUGAUUAACUUCCUCAUAUUCUCAUUACAUUUUUGAUAGUUUUGACACAUUAUCUUCUCCUAAAGCAUUGGUGCAUUUCUAAUACAAAACCAAAUCAAUGAUUUUGAUUUAGUUGUUAACAUUUCAGUCAUUUCAUCUUCAUUUGAAACCUAUUCAAAUAUAUGUCUUAUGAUAAACUUGAUACACAUUUUGCUUAACAGCACCAAUUUAACGGUCCAAAUGCAAACCUACAGGCAAUUAUUAAUAUACAUCUUACUGGAAAAAAUCAAAAAUUUUUACUUUAUAUAUUCCAGCAUACUUUAUAUACAAAUCAUAUGUAUUUCAGUGUUAUAGCACAUUUAUCUCUACUAUCUGUAUAAUGUGUUGAGUGUAAAGCUGCUAUGCAACAAUGCAGAACUGAGCACUAUAGAAAUAAAAUGUAAUUGAAUUUUUAAUAAAUUGGAUUAAAAUAUAAAAGAAAAAAAGAAAAGAAAAGAAAAGUAGAAAAAGCGUAAAUUAUGCCAAUGUGAGAUUUUGAACCCAGGGCAUUCCAUUUCAGAAAGUGACAAACAGUUGCCUAACCUGGCCACCUUAGGUUUGAUGCACAAUAUCGUUCCUUUCGUUCACCUUUUUGAGGUGUUCAAUAUUAGAGCAGGUUUGUGUGUUAAUGUGGGUAAAUGUUCAUACUUUUACUUCAUAAAUACUUAUUAGGGCUGGUUAAUAUAUUAGAAUUUGGGAUAUUCUUACCUUUGGACUCUUUGCAGUGCUUGGGCGAGGGUCCAAUUAUCAUUAUAAAGUUAAUAGUCUGUUAAAUUCCCUUUUUGAAUGUUUGUGUGUGCAUAUGAUAUGCAGCCAGACGGUGCAAAGCUUAUUUUACUCUGUAUCUGACCUAUAGAUGGCUUGUUCACCCCGAUGAAAGGUCAACUUUAUUACAGCCAAUGAGUUCAUAUUCCUCCUGCUUUCUUUCCCCAUGCACAAGCACGAUACAGACUUCUCCAAUUUGAUGUGGCUCAACUCGGCCACUAGGACCCACCUCCAAGCAGUCACUAGCGAAUGGCUAUCUCUUACACUGGGUGUUUCCACCUCAUACCCAUCGUCUCCCUGCAGCAGUCCAGUUCCUCCCACCCCUCCUCCUUUACCCAUCAGCCUACACAGCACAAGCCCUCAACCCCCUGCUCUUCCUGUGAGAAAGUUCACUCCAUCACCACAAAAACCCUCCUCAAAAUAUUCCCCUGUACAGAGCCAAAAACCAAUCACAGAGUCCUCAGAAAAGUAUCUAUAUUCCAAUGAAAACUACAGGCAUAGCCUUACAGCUCGAGAUAUAAGUGAAGCUUUUGGUUUACCUCAGAAACUGAUCUCAAAUCAUAAUCAGGAACGAAAGAUGCCUCGUGGUGAAAAUCUGUGUGUAAAGGAGAACUUUUUCAGACACUUUGACUCAUCGAGCGAGCCUGAUCCAUAUGACCAGCUUAUGUUUCUUACACGUCAGCUUCACAAUGAGCUUGAAGUCAGAUUCGCCAACCAAUCAACAAAUGAAGCCAAACAAGAGGUUUUACUGGAUUGGCCGGUAUGCGAUGAGUCUCUGUCUGUGGGUCCCAACCAAGAAUAUGAAACUAAAGAUCAUGAGAUGUACAAGAAAAAAGCUGAAGAGCAAUGUUCAGUAAUUUUGAGUGAGAUGUCAACCUUUCAUGGUCCAGUAGCGGAGAUAGAUUGGGGGAGACUUCCCGAGUUGUACAUACGGGAGGAAGAUGAUGAAAUAAUCCACAGAUCAGAGGCUGGCUCCUCAUAUGUUGCAAACCACAGUUGCUUCACCUCCUCUAAUUCCCCCACCCAUGAUUCCUCUCUUACUCUUUCCACUAGUUUUUCUCAACACAUUGAAUCAUCCAUCUCUACUCUUCACACCUCAUCUCUGCCUGCUGUCAAACCCAUUCUAUGUGCAUCACCCCCUUCAUAUCCUCUUGCUACAUCUCUUUCUUUGGAACCCAUUGCUUCCUACACCCUUCCAUCCUACUCUUUACCCUCCCCUUCAGACUCAUCUCUUUCCUCUCCCCCUACUACACCUCCUCUGUCUCCUUUAAACUCUCCAUUCCCACAUCCUUCUUCACCUCCUACAUCAACCCUUAAAAUGUCUUAUUCUCCUCCUUCCUCACCUACUCUCCCAUCUUCUUUAUCAGUCUGCUCUCCUCUGUCAUCUUCAACCCCACCUGCCUCCUCUCCCCCCCUCCUUCUCUCUUCUGUUCAUCCCCAACCUUACUCACCUCAACUCCCAUCCGGUCAUUUUCCUCAAAUCCCCAACUCUGCUCCUCCACAUAUCUCUCCAAGUCCUCCAUCUCCUCCUUUAUCUCCAAUUCCUUCAUCUCUUCCUCCUCUUUAUUCUUCCUGCCAGCCUCUCCUACCAACCAUCCCAGCUUCCCCACCCACCUCUCCCUCCCCCCCUCAUUCUCCUCCUCUUCCAUCCUUACCCCAGUCUUCCUCAGAUCACACUAAACCCUCUGAGAUUCUACCACCUACUUUAUCAGCUCCACAUUGUGCUGCUUCUCCUCCUCACUCCUCUGCACAGGCCUCUUUUCCUCCUCUCUCCCCUCGUUCACAGCCUCGCUCUCCUAAGAUCAAGGUAAAGUUGCGAGAGAAGGAUUGUUUUCACUUUGAUUGUGUGAAAUCACUAACUAAAAGGAAACAGGGCUGCUGUGAGGAGCAUGUGCGUGUGAGAUGAUGUAUAAGACCCUGCAGAUGUCUGGUCAAGUAUAAAAGUACAAGAUUCCGUAAAUAUGCAAACAGUGAACUUUACUCAUUAGAUAUUAAUGUAAACAAAGCUGUGAGAGACUACGGUAUAUUUUUAUAUAACAGUUUUAAUAUGACGGGUUCAUAGUGUGAGAGAGUGGGAUAGCAUGUUGAAUGUUAAAUCCCAAAUCAUUUUAAGACUGUGGCCUUAAAAAAAACAAAUGAAAUAUUUCUUAAUUAGUGUUUGUGCCUUCUUUUCCAGUAAAAAGAAACAUAUCAGUUUGUAAUGAAAUAUAAGUUGUUUCUACUGAUACACUGGCCAAAGUUUUGUUCCCUUCACUGAAAUGUUUCUCGUGAUCAAAUUUUUACUGUCAAGGUGCUUGUCGAAAUGUUGUAAAUUAUCUUUAAAGAGAUUUUUUUUUAAUAAAUAUUAAAUAAAAAGCAGCAAAUAGGAGCAAAGAAUAGAUUUUUGAAAAUCUCAGGGUGACCAUAGGAAACAUUUUCCAACAUUUUUUUUAUCAAACCUGUGCAAAGAAUGGCUACAGUGGAGAUGCUUAAAGUUAUAGUUCACCCCGAAAUAAAAAUUCCAUCAUCAUUUACUCACCCUCUUGUCAUUUUAAACCUGUAUGACUUUCUUUUUCCGCAGAACACAGAAUAAGGUAUUUUGAGGAAUAUUGUUAGCUGGCCCACAUUCACUUGCAUUGGAUUUGAGCCCAUACAAUGGAUACAUACUUGUUCGGUUACCAACUUUCUUCAAAAUAUCUUUUAUGUUCUGCAGAAGAAAGAAAGUCCUAAAGGUUUAAAAAGACAAGAGGGUAAGUAAAUGAUAACGAAAUUUUCUGGGAUGUGCUAGUUUUAUUUAUCUAGAAUUGGUAUCACAACAUUCCCAAAAUGUGUACAAAAUUGUGUACGUAGUUUUAAAAAAAUGUGCGCAGCCAAAAGAAAAAACAUCACAUAAUGUAGAUAAGCUGUCAUAGAAUAAGAAUAUGUGAAUAAAUCAAUUUUGUCAAAUAUGUCAAAGAUGGAACCUUAUAAUUCCAAGGUGACAAAAUAUAUUUUUACUGGAAAGCAAGACAAAAAUACUGAUUGUGUUUGCCAUGAGUAAUUGAGAGUGACUAAAUGUGAUGUUGUAAAUAACACAGUCAUGGAAUUCGUAUGAGGCUUCUGUACUCUUGACUGUCAUGCCUUUGACUCUUGCAGACGGUUUAUAAGCAAGAUGUGGUGGUUGAUGGUAAACCGCCACGUAGCCCCCUUUCCACCAGGAGGCGCUGUUUGUCUCCCAGUUUAUCACCCAGUAGAGCACGAAGGGUAGGAUGGAGUGUGCUGUGACACUAGCAGCAGUGCAGGCUGGGAUAUUGAUUUCAUUCUAAUCCUUUAUACUGUAGUUCUCUGGUGCCCACAUCAUGGAUGGAGUUCCUCUAACACUUCGGGUCUUCUAAAAGCUCUGUGAUGAAAAACACUCACAGAAUGACGUCCUGUUGGAUUUGGUGUGACAUACUGACCCACCAAAGCAUUAUGUGUAUACUGUACUGAUUCUUCCUCUCCUUUUCUCUUGCUCUCUCCCUAUAACC